AUGUUGCUCCUCCUUGCCCCACUAGUCGCGGUCUACCAGUAUGUUUUGGAGCCGGUCGCGCCCUUCACUUGGUUUGGGCUUUCGUUUUCCCUGCUCGACAUUGCUGCAGCACUUCGAACGUGUGUCGCGCUGCGUCAGCUGAAAGAGGGCUUUCACGCACGACAUGUCGCGAAGAAACAGGCCUCAAAGGAAGUGACUAUCCAGGAGGUUGAGGAUCGAUCUUUCGUGCGAGAUGCUACCGCUACACUCAUGGUUGUGUUUGGAGGCGAGCUUAUGACGGCCCCUGCCCUAGGCAUACCGUCUUCAUUCAUGAUCUCAGGGACUGUGCCCGCAUUCUACACGGCUAUUCAAGCACUCGUCAACCGUCUCCCAGCGGUCCCCACGCCUUCUCUCCAGACCGAGCUCCCGGUCUCUAUUCUAGAUGGAUUUACGCGUGCUAUGCUCCUUUGUAACAUUAUACCCCCGAUGAUUGUCAACCAUUCAUCGCAGGCGAUAUCUACAUCUCCCUGGUCGUUGCUACUAACGUCCCUGGUUACCGCCAAUGGCGGAUGGUUCUGCGUGAACCUUCUAUCGUUCCUCCAGCCCUAUGCUCUCACGCUCACUACGCCCCCUGAGUUCAUGGCAUACGGCUGGACGGCCACCGACUUAUGGUGUGCACCGCUCGUAACAGGGCUGUAUGCGCUUUUGACGCACGCACAGCCCUUCUGGGCCGAGGCACAUGCCGCCACUUUGGGGUGGUGGGGCUCUGCAACCGACGAGAAGGUAGAAGCGGUGGACCCUGAGUAUGCCCGUGCGCUGUGCGCAGUGGUGUUGGCGACGAUGUUUGUGACGCGGACGGUCAAGACGUUCGGCACCGCGCAGAACAAGAUUGGGCCGGUUCCAGGCCCCAAGCUGAAAGUUCAGUAA
Molecule: messenger RNA, 906 nt
Organism: Fibroporia radiculosa
Lineage: Eukaryota; Fungi; Basidiomycota; Agaricomycetes; Polyporales; Fibroporiaceae
Exons: 3
Coding region: 1-906 (301 amino acids)
Source: RefSeq, a predicted model, not a curated record